CGGGGCGAGAAGGGCGCACGCAACUGCGGCUCCAGCGGAGCGGGAGCGGAGCCGACGCGAGCUCGCAGCCCCGACCCCGCCCCGCGUGGCCGACUCGGGCUCGGGCUCCGCCCGCCCGCCCGCGCUCGCUCCCCUGCUCCCCUCCGGUCGGCUGCGCGGGCCGCAGCGCUUUGCCGCUCACCAUGGCCGGGCUGUUGGCGCUGCUGGGCCCGGCGGGCAGGGUGGGCGCCCGGGUCCGGCCUUGCGCCACCCGGCUCCUGGCCGCCCCCGCCCCCGGCGCCCCGCCUCCCCUGUCCCUGCUGCUGCGCCGGCCCGGGCCAGACGCCCCGUUGCUGCGCGCGGCCCUCGGGGACAGCCGCGGCCACCAGGACCCCAGCAAAACCUGUGCAGCCACGGGCAGCAGUGUCAGCAGCGCAGACGAGAGAAAGCAAAGCAAGUCACAGCAGCUGAAAAAGGUUUUUCAAGAAUAUGGUGCCGUUGGUGUGUCACUGCACAUUGGAAUCUCACUCAUCUCCUUGGGCAUAUUCUACAUGGUUGUUUCAAGUGGCGUGGACAUGUCCGCAGUCCUGCUUAAACUCGGAUUUAAAGAGUCACUGGUACAGUCAAAAAUGGCAGCGGGCACAAGUACGUUCGUGGUGGCCUACGCCAUCCACAAGCUGUUUGCGCCGGUGAGGAUCAGCAUCACCUUAGUGUCCGUGCCCUUGAUUGUCAGAUAUUUUCGGAAAGUGGGAUUUUUUAAACCUCCAGCUGCAAAGCCUUAAUGAACUCUCCAAUCGUGGGCUGGAAACCCUAUUUCUUUUAAACUACACAUUUUAGACUGGUAUUAGGGUUGUAGAGGGGGAGGGGGCUUGGGGCAUGGGAGUGGGAGCAAGGGGCUAAUAAUAGCUCUGUUCUCUUGGAUAAUUUUCACCUUUGCCAACCAAAUUCAGGUUUUUGAGUAAUUGUAAUAUUUUGCUUCAUGAAUUUUGUUAAUGCUAUUCAUCAUAGAGCUUGUAUACAUAAUCUAAAAUGUCAGCAAUACAGCACAAAGGUGUUGUCAUCUCAGAUAAAACUGUUAGCCCACGAAAUGUUCCUUCUGGAAGAUCAUUGGUGAGGGUCUGUCUGCAGAAGCCCCAGGGGUUAGCCUUUGCUCAGGUUCUUACAGGGCAACAAUUCAUUAAGCCAGUUUUAGAAUUCCCCUUCCUCCAAUAUUUGUCAGGCUGCCUGUGGUUUAAUAUGCAAUAUUCUGCAAAAACAGCUGCCAGUGCUCUAAUUAAUGAAGCAGAAUUUAAGACUUAACAAUAUGUAAUCUGGAUCUAAAUUAGCAUCAAUGCUUUGACAUUUGUUAACACUUGUCUUGGGGAAAGAAAACUAUUUUUGAUGUGUUUCAUUGAUUCCCAAAACACCUUCCAAUCUGGACAUGAUGGGACCUACCUCAGGUGGUUUUUCUUAAAUUUCAUUAAAGUAGGUCAGGGUCAUUUGUCUCUUUUGGUAAAAUUUGGGAACUUUGUCCAAUAGUAAAGGCAUCACCUGGCUGCUGAUGCCCAUUAUCCAGGGGGAUUGAUGCUGCACAUGGGGAAAGCUAAGACGAGGCUACCUAACCCUCUGCAUCUCAACCUUAAGACAUUCCAGAACUACUGUCACAACGUUUACAUUGUUUGCUACUUGUAUUUUUUGUUAAAAGUACGCAAAAAAGAUUUAGUAUCACUCCCUAAGGAAAAUUAGUAGCCCUCGUAAAAAUGGGACGCAACUGUGAAAUACUAUAAGCCUCAGAAGGCAGGCAGGUGUAAUUAACAUUCUACUAAGCCAGUUUUACUUGAUCAAGGAUGCCUGCAGCCCUUUCAUCGCUGUUAGAGGCAUUAGUUAAGAAUAGAAAUUCAAGUACACAGACCCAAGUGGAGACCUUGUCCUUGAAGAGGUCAGGAGCUGCAGUUCAGAGUAAUUCCUUCCCAUGAUUCAGCGUCUUGCAGUGCUGCCCUUGGGCGGUACAAGUGCCCAGCACUCGCCCCACACUCUGGGAACCCAACUGAACCAUUCCUGCCCUGCCCGGGGCAGUCAAGGGAGUUGGGUCUAUCUUUCUGGGUCUUGGUUUUGGGGAUUUUUAAAUUUCAUUUGUGACAAUCAGAAAACCAAAGCAACUACAAACUGACUAUCCUGGUUUUACCGAGACUCGGCUGUCGACAGUUCUCUGGUUAGCCCAGAGUAACCCACAUCAAUCAGUUCAGUUACAAGAAUCUUUGUGGGAUAAAUUCUCCACUUGCAGUAUCUUUAAAAUGGACCCUUAUUUUUUUUUCCCCAUUUAAAUCAAUUAGCCCAUUGCCAAAAGGUUUUGCCAAUACACAGUUGCCUUUCUGGGAUCUAAUUCCAAGGACAUCUAUGCAGCCAAGCAACAUGAUCUAUACCAGUGUGACGUAAUGCCUCCUGUGGUCUGGUCCUUUAUGAAAUACUUAGCUUCAGGCUCCUAACCACCUUCUAUGCCAGUCUCCCUACCACUCAGAUUCCUCGUAAUGCCUAUGCAAAAAAAGCUGACAGUGGUUCCUACAAGCUUAAGGGCUUACAUCUUAAAACUUUGAUUCUAGAUUUGGGAUGAUGGGAGUGGAUGGAAAGGGCGAGCAAUAAACCUAAUUAUCAUACCAAAUAGCCACAGCGUUCUCUUCUAAGCCCCGACUGCACUCCACUCCAUGACCAUGGUCAAAACAGAAAAGAAUAACGAGAGGAUGAGGCAGCCAGCAGAUCAGGGAGCUAGAGUACUAUGUGAAUUCACCAGCAAGAUGUACAAAUUGCUUGUAUUUACAGUUUUUCUAGAACUAGGGGAAUAAAACUAAUGAUCUAUUUUGAAAACGUAA
This is a messenger RNA of Manis pentadactyla (Chinese pangolin), 2825 nucleotides long. It is a transcript of the gene MIMS2, whose product is annotated as family with sequence similarity 210 member B. Gene Ontology annotation, cellular component: mitochondrion. The record is from RefSeq and is a predicted model, not a curated record. Lineage: Eukaryota; Metazoa; Chordata; Mammalia; Pholidota; Manidae. The transcript is spliced from 3 exons. Bases 183 to 761 code for a protein of 192 amino acids.